AUGGGCUCGAUUUUGCGACAGUCGUACGAUCUCGCAGUGCAGGCAGGGCUGCGUACGAUGGAGGCGAAUGUGAUCCCGGACCGCGCGCUGCGACCAGCUUGCCGUUACCUCAUGUCGCAGCGUAUCGCAAUGUCGCGAAAGGAGACGGUGGAGGAACAACUUAGGGACCUGGUCGAAUUCGCUGAGUCUCUCAAGACGAUGCCCAUCGCGCUCAGCACGGCAGCGGCCAACGAGCAGCACUACGAGGUCCCCACGGAGCUUUUCCAGCUGUGCCUGGGGAAGCGACUCAAGUACAGCUGCUGCUACUUCCCCACGGCCAAAACAACUCUUGACGAAGCGGAGGAGCUGAUGCUGGCAAUGUACUGCGAGAGGGCGCAGCUGGCGGACGGGCAGGAGAUCCUGGAGCUGGGGUGCGGGUGGGGCAGCCUGUCGCUGUACAUGGGAGAGAAGUACCCUCACAGCCGCAUCGUGGGGGUUUCCAACUCAAGCACGCAGAGGGCGUACAUUGAGGGCCAGUGCAAGAAGCGGGGCAUCACUAACGUGCGCGUCAUCACUGCAGACAUGAAUACGUUUCAAGCAGAGGGCACCUUCGACAGAGUGGUGUCUGUAGAGAUGUUUGAGCACAUGAAGAACUAUCAGCUGCUGCUGAAGAAAGUGGCUUCCUGGAUGAAGCCGGAGGCGCUGCUCUUCAUCCACAUCUUCACUCACAAGGACUUCGCCUACCACUUCGAGGAUGCGGGCCCGGACGACUGGAUGACACGAUACUUUUUCACGGGCGGCACAAUGCCGGCCGACAAGCUGCUGCUCUACUUCCAGGACGACCUCAGCAUCGCCAACCACUGGUGUCUCAACGGGACUCACUACCAGAGGACUAGUGAGGCAUGGUUACGUAACUUUGACGCCAACAUUGUGAAGCUCCGGCCGAUCCUAGCGGAGACGUAUGGCAAGGAGGCAGCGACCAAGUGGACGGUGUACUGGCGCACAUUCUUCAUUGCCGUGGCUGAGCUCUUCGGCUACUCCAAGGGGCAAGAUCGCAACUACUACGACAUCCUUCAAGUGCCGCGAUCGGCCAGCGAGGAUCAGAUCAAGCGUGCGUACCGCAAGCUAGCGCUCAAGUUCCACCCGGACAAGAAUCCCGGAGACGAGGAAGCAAAGAAACGGUUCCAGGAGAUCGGCAACGCAUACGAGGUCCUGUCGGACGGUGAGAAGCGGCGGAUCUACGACCAGCACGGCGAGGAGGGCGUGAAGCAGCACAGCGCGCAGCAAGCCGCUGGGGGUGGCCAGGACAUCUUCUCACAGUUCUUUGGCGGGUUCGGGGGUUUCGGGCAGCAGCAGGAGGAGGAAGAGCAGACCCCCAAGGGAGAUACAGUCACAGUGGACCUGGAGGCGUCGCUGGAAGACCUGUACAAUGGCAGGUCGUUCCAGGUGUGGCGUGACAAGAACGUGGUGCGAUCGGCGCCCGGCAAGCGCAAGUGCAACUGCAAGGCGCGCAUGGUGACGAGGCAGAUUGCCCCGGGCAUGUUCCAGCAGUUUACGCAGCAGGAAUGCCAGGAGUGCCCGAACGUGAAGUACGAGCGCGAGGGCAUGCCCAUCGACGUGGACAUCGAGAAGGGCAUGAAGGACGGGCAGGAGAUCACCUUUUACGAGGAGGGAGAGCCCGUGAUGGAUGGCGACCCUGGUGACCUCAAGUUGGUGAUUAGGACGCGGCCGCACAAGCAGUUUGAACGGAGAGGGGACGACCUUCACAUGAACCUCACCAUCUCUCUCGUGGAUGCUCUCGUGGGCUUCAAGCACUCCAUCACUCAUCUUGACAAGCAUCUCGUGGAAGUCGGCACCUCGGGUGUCACACGGCCAGGGGAGGUGCGGAAAAUAAAGGGCGAGGGCAUGCCGAUUUAUGACACCACCAAAAAGGGCGAUCUCUAUGUGCAGUUCACUGUAGACUUCCCCAAGUCGCUCUCAGAGGACCAGAAGGAUGUGGUUCGGAAGACUUUUGGGGCUUCGGGCAGCACGGGCAGCGGCAAACUACAUGAGGAAUUCGAGUCACGUCUUAGACGAGUCAAAACCCGCGUCGCGAGUUUGCGAGUAAUGGAGAUCGAUAAGCCCGCCGCGGAUAGCACCGGAAAUACCGCGUCUGACGGCGAGCAGCACCGACGUGGCAUUCCAGUGGCGCAGUUUGUUGCUGACGUGGAGGCGUUUCUGGCGGGCAGAGAAGCGCCAGCUGUCAUCCAAUCGCUGGAGGAGAGGAUGCAGCAAUACAAGCUGCUGGAAAUCAAGCUGCUCACCCAGAAGAGGGAUCUACAGUCAAAGUUGCCAGACAUCAAGAAGAGCCAAGAGAUUGUGCAGACGCUGGUGAAGAAACGGGAAGAAAAACAGCAAGUGCGUUUGGACUACGUGUUGGCGGAUGGGGUGUUCGCUCGAGCAGAUGUGAAGGAUGCAGGCUCGGUGUGCCUGUGGCUGGGGGCGAAUGUCAUGGUGGAAUACCCUUUUGAUGAGGCUCUGGCUCUGCUGGCGCGCAAUGAGGAGAACGCCACGAGCAGCCUCGCUGCCAUCGAUGGUGACCUUCUUUUCGUGCGCGAUCAAAUCAACAUCACUGAGGUGACUGUAGCGAGGGUGCACAAUUGGGACGUUCAGCGCAGAAGAGCAGCCGGAGCUGGAAGCAGCGCCAGUGCCUUGAGGGAAGAGAUUGCUGCCUGA
Molecule: messenger RNA, 2694 nt
Organism: Closterium sp. Yama58-4
Lineage: Eukaryota; Viridiplantae; Streptophyta; Zygnematophyceae; Desmidiales; Closteriaceae
Source: the annotation of a GenBank genome assembly